AUGUUCGCCCAGCCAGCCGUGGCCCUUCCUCUACCCGAGUACUCAUUCAAUGCGCACAUUUCCUCUCCUGCAGCUGUGCAACUACGACCCCGGCUGGAGACUACGCAGACACCAACAUUCUCAACCAGAGCAGCGACUGUUCAAGAUGCGCCCGCUAUCGCUGAGCUAGGCUCGACUGUCUUCUCGACAACCUAUGGCUUCUCCAUCCCGACACCGGAUCUCAACGCUUACCUGGACGAAGCAUAUAGCAUCUCUGCCAUAGUCAAGAACAUUACUAGCCCCUCUAUCCAUGUGGUCGUGGCGUGUUCCGACUCCGACAAUCGAAUCAUUGGCUUCGCGCAGUUGACUGAGGGUACUACUGAGGCUUGCAUCGAGGACCUCGAGAGCAUCGUCGAGUUGCAGCGUCUAUACGUCCACGUGGACUACCAUGGCGCUGGGGUGGGAAGGACGCUCAGCAAGGAGAUUGAGAAGAUAGCCCGGGACCGCGGAUAUCGCACCAUGUGGUUGGGCGUAUGGGAAGGCAACUUCAGGGCGCAGCGGGUGUACGAGGCGAUGGAAUAUUCAAGGGUCGGCGAGCGUGAGUUCAAGAUGGGGCAAUGUAUUCAGACGGGCUGGAUCAUGUGCAAGGAUUUAUAG
Molecule: messenger RNA, 636 nt
Organism: Capronia epimyces CBS 606.96
Lineage: Eukaryota; Fungi; Ascomycota; Eurotiomycetes; Chaetothyriales; Herpotrichiellaceae
Exons: 1
Coding region: 1-636 (211 amino acids)
Molecular function (GO): acyltransferase activity, transferring groups other than amino-acyl groups
Source: RefSeq, a predicted model, not a curated record